AUGGCUAAGACAGCAAAAGGAGUCAGUGGUGGUGAUCGUGUGACUCGAUCACCACCGGACGUCGUGUUCAAACUUCAAAUAAAACGUAGAGAAUCCAGCAGAAAUAGACAAUAUGGUAGAGACAGAUCACUUUCUAGAGAGAGACACUACUAUAAUAACAUACAAAACGAGACUAAUACAAAUCAAGAUUAUGAAAGGAAACCAAGUUAUAAAUACGUUCAAAAAAAUUAUGAACACAGAGAUAAUUCACGUGAUAGAGAACCUAACAUAAAUACAAACAAUGGUAGAGGUUACAGAAACAGAUCACAUUCCAGAGAUCGAGACAAUAAUAGAGAGUACAAUUACAGCAACAGGAAUCAAUACAGCAGAGAACAUAGUCGAGAAAAAACACCAGAACGAUACAGGGGAGAUCGCUAUAGUAAAGAAGCUGAAAAAAUUAUAUAUUAUAGAUGUGACGAAAAAGGUCAUUAUGCAGAUAAGUGUACAAAUACAAAAAACUAA
Aphis gossypii (cotton aphid) is the source of this 501-nucleotide messenger RNA. Its product is annotated as probable splicing factor, arginine/serine-rich 7. Gene Ontology annotation, molecular function: zinc ion binding; nucleic acid binding. The transcript is spliced from 2 exons. NCBI's taxonomy places the organism in Eukaryota, Metazoa, Arthropoda, Insecta, Hemiptera, Aphididae. The coding region runs from base 1 to 501 and encodes 166 amino acids. The record is from RefSeq and is a predicted model, not a curated record.